This is a messenger RNA of Octopus bimaculoides (California two-spot octopus), 3183 nucleotides long. Its product is annotated as inositol hexakisphosphate and diphosphoinositol-pentakisphosphate kinase 2. The record is from RefSeq and is a predicted model, not a curated record. Gene Ontology annotation, molecular function: inositol hexakisphosphate kinase activity; 5-diphosphoinositol pentakisphosphate 1-kinase activity. Gene Ontology annotation, biological process: inositol phosphate biosynthetic process; inositol metabolic process. Lineage: Eukaryota; Metazoa; Mollusca; Cephalopoda; Octopoda; Octopodidae. Gene Ontology annotation, cellular component: cytosol.
GCCCUCAUUGCCUUUUUCUCCAAUGGGUUCCCACUUGAGAAAGCUGUACAGUAUGAGAAACUGCGUAACCCUUUCAUGAUUAACGACCUUCAAAUGCAGUAUGUCCUUCAAGACAGGAGAGAAGUCUACAAAAUACUAAAGAAAGAAUGCAUCGCUCACCCACGUUAUGCUGUCCUGAAUCGUGAUGCCAAUGAUGAGACUGACCUACAGUUCACCGAAACGGAAGAUUGCAUCGAGAUGUCUGGCGAUGUGUUCCAGAAGCCCUUUGUUGAGAAACCUGUCGAUGCGGAGGACCAUAACGUCUACAUAUAUUUCCCCGUGGCCGCUGGAGGGGGAAGUCAACGUCUAUUCAGAAAACGGUGGUUGUCAGCUAGCAAUCUUGAUGAUGACAUUAAAUAUACCCGACCUGUCAGUAGGUACCAUAUUGGCGCUCGAAGUAGUGUAUACUCCCCAAUUAACAAGGUACGAAAAACAGGGUCCUACAUAUACGAAGAGUUCAUGCCCACCGAUGGCACCGAUGUGAAGGUAUAUGCAGUCGGCCCUGACUACGCCCACGCUGAAGCGAGAAAGUCUCCCGCACUUGAUGGCAAAGUAGAAAGAGAUAAAGAUGGUAAGGAAGUACGAUAUCCUGUUAUUCUCAGUGCCAUGGAGAAGUGCAUUGCCAGGGAAGUUUCCCUUGCCUUCAAGCAAACUGUGUGUGGUUUUGAUCUUCUCCGUGCCAAUGGGAAAUCUUAUGUGUGUGAUGUCAACGGAUUCAGUUUUGUGAAGAAUUCCAGCAAAUAUUACGAUGAUUGUGCUAAAAUUCUAGGGACUAUGGUAAUGCGGAACCUGGCACCACAGCUACACAUCCCAUGGGUUCUAGGUUCAGCUCCAGAAGAUGUACCAGUUGUCCCUACAACAUCAGGCUCAAUGAUGGAACUCCGCUGUGUCAUUGCAGUUAUCAGACAUGGAGACAGAACUCCAAAACAGAAGAUGAAAAUGGAAGUCAAACACUCCAAGUUUUUCGAGCUGUUUCAAAAAUACCAGGGCUACAAGAAGGGCCACCUGAAACUGAAGAAGCCCAAACAGCUACAGGAAGUGUUGGAUAUCGUCAGGUUUUUGUUGAACGAGAACAAAGUGAAGAAGAACAGCGUCAUAGAGGAGAAGAAGGCCAAGCUAGAGCAGUUGAAACUUGUGUUAGAAAUGUAUGGACGUUUCUCAGGGAUCAACCGUAAGGUACAGUUUAAGUAUCAACCCCAAGGUCGGCCUAAGCGUUCUUCGAGUGAAGAGGACGUUGUGAAAUGGUGGGCCAAACGUGUUGUGGUGUUACAUCUUUUUGUGUUCUCAGUUCAUAUCUUUGCUGAGGGUUUGCUGGCUCUGGAAGGCAAACUGACCCCUAUUCUUGUCCAGAUGGUAAAAAGUGCCAACACCAAUGGUCUGCUGGACAGUGAAGGAGAAAUGUCCAAACACCAACAGAUGAUGUCCGUGUUCAAUGUCAAAGAACGCCUGAAGGAGAUACUGAACCAAGACCGUGAUUUCAACGAGGCUGACUAUACAAAGCUUGCGGCUACUGGAAGUAUAUCGAUUCAAAAUGCCAUGAAGUUUGUACAGAAUCCCCGCAAAAUGUGCGAGAAAGUUCACGAUAUGGUGAAGGAGAUAACCACCAAAAUUCGCUCCCUGAAACUAGAACUCAAAACUCGUGAACUGAAGUUAUACCAUGGCGAAUCCUGGGAGUUGCUGAUCCGUCGAUGGGCAAAACUCGAGAAGGACUUCAAGACGAAGCAGGGCCUCUUUGAUGUUAGCAAGAUCCCCGACAUCUAUGACUGUAUCAAGUACGACUUACAGCAUAACCACCACACACUGCAGUACGAACGAGCCGAAGAACUUUUCAACUGUUCGAAGGCUCUCGCGGACAUCGUCAUCCCUCAGGAAUAUGGUAUUACCAGGGAAGAGAAGCUCCAGAUUGGCCAAAGCUUGUGCACUCCAUUGUUGAGGAAAAUACAAAGUGACCUGCAGCAAUGUCUGAAUUUUGGUCAAGAAGAGACCACUCGUUUGGACUCUCGGUAUUCAAAAGGUGUUGCAUCUCCGCAGAGGUUUGUAAGAACUCGUCUCUACUUCACAAGCGAGAGCCACAUCCAUUCCUUGCUGUCGAUGAUUCGUUAUGGAGGAUUGUGCGAUGAAAUAAAAGACGAACAGUGGCGCCGUGCCAUGGAAUACAUCAGUUCCACUGGGGAGUUGAACUACAUGACACAAAUAGUCAUCAUGAUGUUCGAAGACCCUAAAAAGGAUCCCAAGUCUCCAGAAAGAUACCACAUUGAGUUACACUUCAGCCCUGGGGCCUAUACCUGCUGUGAUACAAAACGGAUCAGUCGACAAGGACAACUCACCAAAAUUGAACAGUUGUUCAUGAGUGAUGACCAGUGGCGGAGAACUCCAUCAGUCAGCCUGUCCAACCUGCGCAGUCUGUCCCUGAUGAGGGCCAACACGCCAGCAACAGCACCGGCAGAUGAUCUCACAGACGUGCUGGAGGUUCCAGAUGAUGAAGACGGCGCAGAAGAAGAAGAAGAAGAGGAGGUGGAGGUGGAGGCUAGUGACAACGAGGAUGAUGUGACAGUGUCGGCAGCGACAGCAGGGAUGCAGUUGCCGCAAGUGGGUGAGAAAGGAGGAGCGAUGGCAAAGAUGAUGGGCAGGGGUAACAAAAGGCUUGAUGUUGGUAAUGAUGAUGAUGAUGAUGAUGAUGAUGAUGGUGGUGGUGUUGAAGAAGAGUGGGAGGAGGAGGACAAGACAGGGGACAAGGAGGGAGGAGAGGGGAAGCUUACGACAGGCAGGGAUGGGGAGAGGGAUGAAGGGGCAGGGGAGCGAAAACCAGAAGGGAAAGGGUUGGUGGUCGAUGACGAAGAGAGAAGUGUUUCACUGUGUGUGAAGAUAAUCCCUGGGCCAAGAUCUCCAGACCCUAAUAUCCCAGAAUGGGACUGGGAAGAUGUGGAGCAGCCCGUUUCCUCAGUUGUUGCCAUCCCCCCUAUUAACUUUCAGAAGGGUGAGAGGCGGAGGUCGCUGUCACUUGCUGAGCCCUACACUCCAAAGACUCUAUCAAACCCCAUUGACAUCCAGAACCAGACAACAAAGGAUGACACUGAUGCUGAUUUUUCUGGUCCUAAUUCAAUUGUUCCACCAAAAUGUCUAAAAACAGUUACAGAGAUUUAA